AUGGGAAACACACCAAUUAUCAUUGGAAAUCAAACACUGUUAAUCGAGCGAGAGAUAGGCAGUGGUGGGUUUGCAAAACUGUACUUGGCGCACCCACAAAACAACCCCUCACAGACAUAUGCUCUCAAAGCUCAGCCGUACUUCGACCAAACCCGACUUGAACAAAUUAAAAAGGAGAUAACAAUCCACAAGCGGUGUUGUCAGAAUGCUUUUGUCGCGAAUUUGUAUAUAUCAGCCGCGUUUUCUAACCCACGAAAGGAAGUUCUUAUGUUAAUGGAAUACUGUCCGAAUACAUUAGUCGAAAUACUGCAGAAGGGAUACCCCAAUCCGCUCCCGGAGUCUGCCACACUCGGUAUAUUUUAUCAACUUGCUAAUGCAAUUUGUUACCUUCAUUCCCUCACCCCGCCAAUAGUCCACAGAGACAUUAAAGUCGAAAAUGUGUUGUUCUCAGAAGACAGAAAGUUCAAGUUGAUUGACUUUGGAAGUGCAAUUGAAGAAAACGCUUUGAUUCGAAGACAAGGCGACUGCGCGAUAGUAGAGGAGGAGAUAUCAAAGAUGACUACAAUGGCUUAUAGAGCUCCUGAAAUGAUUAGUUUGUAUCAGUACAUGCCUAUUGGCUGUAAAAGUGAUGUGUGGGCUCUCGGGUGUUUAAUUUACAAGUGUUUGAUGCUUGAAACGCCGUUUGAGGAAAGUCCCAUGAAAAUCUGUGGUGCCAAAUAUGUGAUGCCAAAUUGCACGUCUUUCAUGCAAAAACUCUUUUCGAUGAUAUUUAUAGUUAACCCGGACGAUAGGGCAGAUAUCUUUCAAGUCCUUGGCGAAAUAACAGACGCUACAAAACUCCAGAAUCCUUUUUAUUCAAAACGAAGACCUUUUACUAUUAAAAGUGAAGUUAAUAGUUCAAAUAUAGUACAACCAAAUCAAGGCAUUCAAAACACUCAAGUCACACAAUCCCCAAGAAUCCCUUUGAAAGUCUCUGGAACACGUGAAGGUGCUCAAAUAGAAGAGAAAAAACAAAAUAUGGAACCUCAAAAAACUCCACAACAAGUCGAAAGAGAAAAAGACACUCCAAAAGAAAUGACGGGGGAAGUCACUGUUAAACCAACUCCACAGAAACAUAAAAAGUACAAGAAUUAUAGAGUCGGCGCAGUUCAACAAAAGGAUAUUGACACUCAACAAAAGAAAGAAACACAAAAGGAAAAGACGGCCGAGUUCGAGCAAUUCGACUUCAAUCAAAAUCCUUCGAGCGUAAAAACUCCACUAAAAAUCGAACAUGAAAGUUUCGACUUUUCAUCAACCGCUUUCGAUAAAACACAAGACACUAAUAAAACAGAGACUUUCGAUUUCCAGGCAGACGGUCGUACACUGCCUACUUCAAAAAUCACUCAAUCGAACGAACACUUCACUUUUGGAGAGACACAAUUUGUUGGUGACGAUAAAUUCGGGAAGUUCGACUUUAACACUGAUAUCCAAUCAACACCACCACCAGCUUAUUUAAGUACACAAGGCGGUGAAUUCAAUUUUAAUACUUCUCAAAGAGUCCCAAGCAAGUUUUCGUUCUAA
Messenger RNA from Entamoeba invadens IP1, 1560 nucleotides. Its product is annotated as actin-regulating kinase, putative. The record is from RefSeq and is a predicted model, not a curated record. Bases 1 to 1560 code for a protein of 519 amino acids. Gene Ontology annotation, cellular component: cytoplasm. The transcript is spliced from 2 exons. Lineage: Eukaryota; Evosea; Mastigamoebida; Endamoebidae. Gene Ontology annotation, molecular function: ATP binding; protein serine/threonine kinase activity. Gene Ontology annotation, biological process: protein phosphorylation.